This is a messenger RNA of Vittaforma corneae ATCC 50505, 3036 nucleotides long. RefSeq lists its product as uncharacterized. NCBI's taxonomy places the organism in Eukaryota, Fungi, Microsporidia, Nosematidae. Gene Ontology annotation, biological process: chromosome organization. Gene Ontology annotation, cellular component: chromosome. The record is from RefSeq and is a predicted model, not a curated record. The coding region runs from base 1 to 3036 and encodes 1011 amino acids. The transcript is spliced from 3 exons. Gene Ontology annotation, molecular function: ATP binding; protein binding.
AUGUUCAUUAAGGAUGUCAUCAUGGACGGCUUCAAGUGCUACACUGACAAAACGGUUGUAAAGAAUUUAGACCGAUUCUUUACGGCUAUCACUGGAAUGAACGGUUCUGGAAAAAGCAAUAUUAUUGAUGCCAUUAUUUUCGCUCUUGAUCUCAGCACUUCCAAGUACAUGAGAGUCUCGAACUUAAAAGAACUAAUUAACAUAAACAGGAAAGAAUGUUCUGUUAACAAGAGUCCCAUCGGGUACGAAAGCUACGAUUGCAUUGAAAUUACCAGAAGUCUUGAUUCAGAGGGUAAGAGCAAGUACAGGCUAAAUGGACAUAACUCAACAAAGAUGUCUAUCGAGAAUCUGUGCAAGAGCAUUGGAAUUACAAACGACUUCAUUGUCAUGCAGGGACACAUAACCAAGAUUGUAAAUAUGAAAAGUGCGGAUCUUCAAAGUAUGAUUGAAGAAACAGCGGGGACUAGGAACUACAGCCUGGAAAGAGAAAAAUCACUAGAACUGUUAACCAAGAAAGAAUUCAAGCUAAAAGAAGCAAGAGAGCAUCUUAAGAAGACCAUCAGCCCAUUUUUUGAGGAGCUAAAAAAGGAAAAGAAGAUAUAUGAAGAGAACAGGGACAGUCAAGUGAAUAGAAAAGCAUAUAUCCAGGAGCUGGAAAUUCUCGAAAACCAAAUGGCUGGCAUUGAACUAGCCUCAAAGGUCGAAGAGCUGAAUAGAAUGGGUGUCCAGUAUUUUCAGGAAAAAGCGGAGCUGGAAAGUAUGGAAAUGAAAAUAAAAGAAAUCAGCACAAUGCAAGCCAUCAAUGCCAGUGACCUGAAUGGUAAAAUAAAUAUUGAAAAGGAUAGACUGGAGGAGCUGAGGGGGCAGGACCCAUCAGAGCAAAUUGAUUCUAAAGUGGAGGAAUAUGAAAAAGGCGUAAGGAUUUUGGAAAGACCACCUGUGUUUGAUUUAAACGAGCUAAGCGCGAGGGAAAAUAUCCUAUCAAAGGAAAUAUUAGGUGGAGCUGACAUUGAUAAAAUAGCGGAACUUGAGAGAUUGAAGGAGUUUUUAAAUAGGAAAACAGUAGAACUAGAAAUGGCACGCUCUGAAGUAGAAAAGCAAAAUAAAAAGCUCAACUAUCAAAAACCAAGGGACGGAUGCUGCGAAGAUAUCUCUGAAGAAAUGUUGAGAAUAGUUAAAAAUUUACUUGAAGAAUACGAAUUGAAGGAUGCAACGAUCAGGAGUUUUGAAGAGAAGAUUUCCUCCUUAAAAAGUAAGAUAUUUUAUCCAAUCAUCGAGGGUGUCUAUGGAACAGUUGAUGAAAAUUUUGAUUUUGUUGAUCAGAAAUACAAAGAGGCUAUUUUAACUAUCCUAGGUGGAAGAUCCAAGUUUGUUAUUUGUAGAGAUGAGGAGGUCGCAUCAAAGGUAAUCCAGACGAGUGAUAGGAAAAUUUCCUGUAUUCCGUUGGAUAAAAUAACCUAUUUGGAGCCAAAUAGAGUACCCUACUCUUGUAUAAAUGCAUUGGAUGCAAUAAGUUUCAAUACGAAGUAUGACAAGGCUUUCAAGCACAUUUUCAGUGGAUUUUAUAUCUUUGAAGAUAAAGCAAAGGCGGCUACUUGUUGUUUUGAAUGCAAAGUGGGAUGUGUCACUCUGGACGGGACAGUGUAUGAUCCUAAAGGUACAUUGACAGGUGGCAAGUCAUAUUUCAAAUAUGAUGUAACAAGAAUGUCGGAUAUUAAAAAACUAGAAAGGGAUGUUGAAUGCUUAAGAAUGAACAUGCCCCAAUUUAAUAUUGCAUGUGAGCUUAGGGGCAUCUACAACUCGCUUUCAAAUGUCAUUUGCCUUUCAAAAGAUAUUUCAAGUUUGAGAAGCAAAGCUGAAAUACUACAGGGUCUGGCCACGUCAAAAAUAGAUGUGAAGACUGAGUUACAGAAUGUCAGAAAUAUGAUAGUGGAGGCUACUAAGGAAAAUAAUAUUAGGAGUACAGCACAAGCCAAAUGCGAAAUGCUGAAGAAUGAAAUUGAUGGUCUUACCGUUAUCAAAAAUGAUCUGGAAAAACAAAUUGCCUUGUCGAUGGAAAGAAUUGCACAACUUCAGUCACGACAAAGAGCUUUUGAGUUGGAAGAGAAUUCAAGAAGAGCAUCCAUUAGAAUGAUGGAGAGCCUUGAUGAAAAACUAAAGGUUUUGAUCAAAUCUACUGUCAAGCUUGCAUCAAGAAUUGCUCGUCUCUACGACGAAAUUAAAUUAUUGGCAAACCAGGUGUUUCAAAAUCAAAUGAAUGAAAAUCUUACGAAUAUAUCCACUCAGAUACAGCAUAAUGGAUCGGGAUUGGCCAGCAUCGUCCCAGCUAAUUUUACUGAUAACUAUAUUGAAUUUAUGGAGGCAAGCUUUGGAGUUGAAAAGAGAAUUAUACUGUUCAAGUUCAACAAUGACAAUGUAAAUACCAAGUAUAUUGAAGAGAGGAUGGGGUUUCUAAAAGAGAAGAUCCAUCAGAAAAGAGUGGUUGUAAGCAUGGAUCCAUCCAACUUUGAGCUGUUGGAGAAGAAUGCAGCAGCUGUUCAGGACCUGGAAGAGAAAAUAAGAAAGCUAGAAAGCGAUAAGAUAGAAAUUCUAAAAAGCAUUGAAAGGCUGAAUGAGAUGGGUGUGAAAGAGAAUCAAAGGGCUUUUGAGCACAUCAACAAGACACUCAGGACCUUCCUAGGAUAUUUUUUAAAGAAUUCAGAUGUUUUUAUUUCACCCGAAUUUGAAAUUAAGGUUAAAGUUGGAAACUGGAAGAACUCUCUCAGCGAGCUAAGCGGUGGGCAGAAGUCCUUGAUAGCUCUGUGUCUGAUAUUUAGCAUGCUUACAUUCAAGCCAGCGCCUUUUUAUAUUUUUGAUGAGAUUGACGCAGCUCUCGAUUUGAAUUAUACACAGUCCAUUGGAGAGAUAAUUCAGAAGGAGUUUCAUGGGGCACAGUUUAUUGUAGUUAGUUUAAAGAACAACAUGUUUGAUAAUGCCAAUAGAAUAUUUAAGGUAUUUAUUCAGGAUCACAGGUCUAAAGUGUGUCAAAUUAAAUAA